AUGGCUCAAGGCAGCUUCAUCUUCAGAAAUGUGUCAGGUCCAAACACUGAAGAGUGCGUUCCUAACUACCAGGGAAUCGACUUCAGUUAUCAGUCGGACGUGGACUACCUCAAGUGUGAGAACUGUUUCCAACCCGGCGCCACCAUGAAGCGGCUGAGCCUUCGGAGGAGGCCCGUGGUGGCCGUCAGUCAUGACCAGGAGAGCGCACAGGGUGGCAUCUCGUCCGGCCAGUGGCAUUCUGCAGAAUCCUUGUCGUCGUCAAGCCGGGAUGAUACGAGACUGCUGGGCAUGUCGUCUGCAACCAGAGGUCGACCUCCUCUUCCUCCACCGCACGGUUCCUCGGUGGAUAACAAACCCUCCAGGAAUGAAGGACCGUCAACCUCUCAGAUACCCAAUGAGUCAAAGCCUCAGCCUGCUGCAAGAUCUUCUGCUUUACAAAGACAAAGCCCCGAAAAGACCUCAACAGAGACCCUCAAACACUUGGAUCGGGAGGUGACGAGGCCGCCUCCACCUCAGCCCCGUCCCCGCCGUCGACUGGCCAGCUUUGGAGGGGUAAGCUCCCAUGGCUCACCUUCCCCCUUCACUGGCCUGGGCGCAUAUAAUCAGAACAACAAUGGGAACAAGCCUGCUGGCUCAGGAGGUGACGUGCACGUCCACCUUGGCUCGUCCCUGGGCAGUCGAGGCAGCACAGGAUGCCUCGGGCUGAGCCCUCAGAGCUCUGGUAGAACCACCUCUGUUCCAAGUCUCGGCCCCAUGCACCUUCAGCACGUCCGCGACCAGAUGGUUGUGGCUCUGCAGAGGCUGAAGGAGCUGGAGGAGCAGGUCACAAACAUACCUAUCCUCCAAGUAAAAAUCUCAGUCCUUCAGGAGGAAAAGAGGCAACUGGUCUCCCAGCUCAAAAACCAGAGCGACAACACUGAUGUGAUCUGGAAGAGAGCAUGUAGCGUGGGAACAUGGGACAUUGAGAAGGAAGGACUCGGGGGCAUAACGAGAAGUGACUGCACCGACCUCAAGGAGUUCAGGCAACUGACUGAAGAGAUGCGGGCACUGGAAAGAACCAUCCAGGGCGGACAUUUGCAAGAGCGGCAUGGAAAAGACCAAAUCCUUCUGCGUGACAAGGCUAUCAAAUCAGUCGCAGUUGGAACUGAUGAAGAACCCACAAAAAAAAACAAAUAUGUGCACACUGAUCGGGUAGAGAUGAGGUCCAUUGGGACAGAAGUGUCUGAAGUUAAUCUUGGACUUUACACAGAACGGGAAGCAGAGAUUGACGCCCAACAGCUGAUAAUUGGUGCCUUGAAGGAGAGAAUUUGUCACUUAGAAGCCGAGUCGAAAGAAUCCGCUCUCCAGGCGGAGAUGAGCCGUCUCAAACUGGAGCUUCAGGGUGCGGGAUCGAGGAACCGAGCCGAUAAAGCCUCCUUUGCUAGACCGUCCACCGUGAGCACGGCUACCGAGGCGAGGCCUCACACCACAAGCCAGGGAGUCGGUAAUCACACAGAGCUCCGAGAUGUCGGCACAGGGGAGGCCACAGAGGUGAAGACUGUGGAAAUAUUUUGUUGCAGGCCUGAGCUGAAGAAUGUUCGCACAGGACCAGAUGUACCAAUGAGCCACUGGGAGGUCAGGGAGCGAGUGGAGACCGUGGAGAAGGGCGUGGGGAUCCGAGUCUUAACCAACACACAAGGAGUUGGGAUGGAGAUAAAAUUAUGUGAUGCAGAAACCAACACAGAGGUACCAGUGGAAAGUCUGUGCUCUAAGAAAAGAAAGACUACGUAUAAUUUGGUGGGCUGUGGGGACUGUUCUGUGGAUGUGAUCAUCUGCGAGGCAAAGGAAGUGGUUUCUCAAGGUAUUGCCACAGAUCAAGUCCGAGGAGUGGAUCUGGGAAUCAUGGCUUCACCCCAGACAGCUUCUCAGCGUACCAACACCGUAUCCAGUUCAGUGUCUCGCUUUACCAACACCAGACAUGCCUUCAACACAGACUCCAGCACCAAUACUGUCCUAAAUACCCAAGACAAGCACACCAACACCACUCAGACUAUUACGAGGACAGCGUCAGUAGGCAACGGGGUCAAAGGCGCUAAAUGCACCCCAGAGACCCGCACAAUCGGGGUAGGAACUGCAAACCUGGCCGGAAGUGCCCUAAAACAAACACCAAGGACAGUCGCCAUGGUGACGCGAGACGCUGGCGUUGGAUUCACCAACGUUAAUGAGAACUUCCUGGUUGGGUUGAAAACUCGAAAUAUGGCCUCUGGACCCUCCCAUCUCCCAGACCCCGUCAGGACGAGGAGCAUCGGCGUCGGGGAGGGGAGGAUACGGGAUUUGUCUGCUUCACCCAGCCAGACCGCCCGGCAGUCUUCACAGUCCAAGUGGGACCCGGAGCUGAACCACUACAUAGAGAAGAUGCAUUGGCUCCUCCGGGAGCACGGGGAUCUGCUCGCAGAAGACCACCACGCUCAAACCAGGGAGGGGUUUGCCCAGCAGGGCAGGAGCCGAGGAGGUGCCGGCUCCGAGCUGUCCUGCAAUAGCAAAGCUGCGGCACCAGGAACAGAAGUCCACUGUUUAGAUUCUCAGGAACCAGUCGGAGGAGACUUUCAGUCCCCGUCUCAACUCUCAGUGGACGAAGAAAACCAAGGAACCUGCCAACCAGCUGGCAAUGAUUCAGAAGUUAAAAGAAUGAUACAGAUGUUGGAGCAGCAGACAUCCUCAGCAGCUCGGCAAGACAGGUCAGCUGACCCCGCCGUGCGGUCUGCAGUGAAGAAACCAACCGGUGACCAAGGCUGCAGCAGCACCAGGAGGAGCAUGCGGUUUCUGAGGGUGACGACGGGGUUGGACCCCACGACCUCUUAUGAGCUCUCUGCCAGCGAGAAGACCAACCCUGAGGUGGUGGAGAGGAGAGGAAGCAGAAAGUCAAGGGAUGCUUCUCAGGAUGGAAGGAAGGGUAAAAGUGGCUCCAGCAAGGGGUCCAGAGCUUCUGCAAAGCCCCACACACAGAGGGGGAAGACAAGUGAAGCCAUGUUUUCAGCUUGUCAAGCCUUAAAGACGCAUCUGAGGGAUAACACGGCCCUGACCAGCGGGGAACUGCACGACUGUCUGCAAACGCUGCAGCAGGAGUGGUUCUCCGUGUCCAGCCACCGGUCGGCGACCCCCGGCGCCCUGGGGGAGUACCUGUCCACGUGUCGCCUCGUUUCCCCCGAAGUCCUGCAGCACGUCGCCAACAUGGCCGACGGCAACGGCAACACGGCGCUGCACUACAGCGUGUCCCACUCCAACUUUGGCAUCGUCAAGAAACUGCUGGAUGCAGAGGUGUGUGACGUCAACCAGCAGAACAACGCGGGGUACACGCCCAUCAUGCUAGCUGCGCUCGCUGCUGUGGACCGGCCAGAGGACAUGAGGGUGGUGGAGCAGCUCUUCACGGGAGGGGACGUCAACGCCAAGGCCAGCCAGGCCGGGCAGACGGCUCUGAUGCUCGCCGUGAGCCACGGCCGGGUGGACAUGGUGCGGGCGCUCCUGGCACAGGGGUCGGAGGUCAACCUCCAGGACGACGAGGGCUCCACGGCGCUGAUGUGCGCCGGCGAGCACGGCCACGCCCACAUCGCCAGGCUGCUGCUGGCUCAGCCGGACUGCGACGCCGCCCUGACUGAUAGUGAUCAAAGCACCGCCUUGUCCAUCGCUCUGGAGGCGGGACAUAGCGACAUCGCGGUGCUCCUUUAUGCACAUGCCAACUUCUCCCGAGGCCAGACGGGGGCAGCCGCUCGUCUCAGUGGAAAGUCUCCCUCCUCCCCCGGCAGAGCUCUCUUUGAAUGA
Cyclopterus lumpus (lumpfish) is the source of this 3798-nucleotide messenger RNA. RefSeq names its product KN motif and ankyrin repeat domain-containing protein 1-like. The coding region runs from base 1 to 3798 and encodes 1265 amino acids. Gene Ontology annotation, molecular function: protein binding. Lineage: Eukaryota; Metazoa; Chordata; Actinopteri; Perciformes; Cyclopteridae. The transcript is spliced from 11 exons. Gene Ontology annotation, cellular component: cytoskeleton; cytoplasm. Gene Ontology annotation, biological process: negative regulation of actin filament polymerization. The record is from RefSeq and is a predicted model, not a curated record.